UUUAUAUCUCGAAAUGGUAAUAAAGUUGUGAGAAGACGCGUAGUAUAGUUUGUGCAAGAUUAAAAUGUUUUCUGUGAAAUAAACCAAGUCUUUUGAUUUGAAUAUUGACACAGGCUGCUCGCAAUGAUGGAAUAAACGCCUGCUGUGGGGAGAAGCGACUUAUCAGCAUCAUGUCAUUGCAGCCGCAGCCGCAGCAGCCGCCGCCGACAGUUGCAAGCGGCAGCGCGUCGGGCAACCAUCAAUUGCUGCGCCCCCAAACUCUGGCCGCCCCGGAGCGUGAGCCCGUUGAGUUUAACAUCAAUUUGGUGGGAGCACCGCCCGAAGUGGAACAGCUGGUUCAGCAAAUUAAAUGCGUUGCCGAGCAGUUUUUAUAUCACUGGAAGAGUUUUCCGAUUGUUCUGCCCGAACCAUUGGCAACCAGUACGCUUAAUGUAACGGCCAGUAAUGCGACAAACAGUGUGAGCGGUCGCAGAAAGCGUCCCAUUAAUCAGAGUGACCUAUUUAUAGCGCCGCCCUUUGAUGAAUUGGAUGCUGUUGCCUCCGAUGGCAGCGGCGAGCCGCGUCGCCUCACAAAUGCACAAUUGAAAAGUUUGCGCGAAACUGGCUUGCAAAAGGAUAAAUAUGGAAAGCCGAAGAAAUUAACUUUGGAACAAUUGGAAACAAUACGUAAAAAUGGUGAAUUCGACGUUCCCAGUUUGCAUUUUACUGGCCAGGUCCACAAGUGGCGUCUCUCCCAGCUCCUGCAAAAGGGCACCCUGCGCGCCCAUGAUUCCUUCUUGAGCGACUUGGCGUUGGCAGCACGCUUCGUAGUUGUCACAGCCCGGGCCCGCAUCUUCUCCCACUUUUUUUCUGUGGUGCAUGCAAUGCAUGCUCUGCUGAACGCACUCAUCAGACUGGUAGACAUGUUUAUCGGUGUGCCCGCAUUGCUGGCCCACAAUCUGGACUACAAGAUUAAGGAGGAGCGUUGCCGCUUCCUUAUAGCUGAGCUGGUGUGUCGGCCGGAGUAUGAAGACUGUCUAGAUGGCCUCUGCUCGUAUGUGCGAAAAAUGCUACGUCGAGCAACCAUGGAAAAGUUCGAUUUCAACAGCUGCGAGGUGACACAGCCGGUGCCAUACCUGUUUCUGACACCUAAAGGCCAAGAGAUCGAUCUGCGCCUAUUUUGCCGGGAUAUAAUGCGUAAAGCACUUCCCAUACUAGUGGGCAUAUUGGAGCGCGAGACACGAGGUUGGUUUUUGCACUUCCGCGAACGCUUGAUUGCAGAGCUGCGCGCUAAGAAACUUAAUGACAAGGAAAUCGAGGAGGAAGUUAACGAUGCAGUCAUGAAGGAAUACCUGCAGCGUGUUUAUAGCUCCAUCAUGUCGAAUGCCAAGCUGGCCGAACUGGGUAACGGCGUGCCACAGUUACUGGUGGAUCAGGCCCAGUCGGUCGUUAUUAUGUACAAGGCCGUUGACAAGGUGCAACAGGAUAUCAAGCGAACUCGCGAAGAGCACCAGAAGUGCCUGGCCAACGAUCAUUCUGUACUGUCCCGCGUGGCGCCCUGGCUUCGCUCCAAGCUGCGACAUGCAGAGCAGCACAAGCUGUACAAAUGCGCCUGGUCGGCGCACGAGGAAGCACUGAAGAUGUGUAGUCAGCACAAUCUACAGCAGACUGCCUACUUUCUGUCUCGCGAUUUGGCUUUCAUGAAAGAGCGUGAGCCAGUGCUGCUGAAAGAGCUGAAGAAUGCCAAGACGCCUACGCGCAGUUUCCAAUGGGCGUGUCGUAUCUGGUCGCCACAGGCGUGGAUCAUCAGGCGCAAUUUUCAGGGACAAUCGGAUGUAAUCCCCACGGUCAUCAGCCAGCAGGCCACAUCGAUAGUCACGCCACGCUCAGAUCCUAGCCAGCCUGUAUUUCUGGUUGAGAAGGAAAUGAUACGCACCACCAGCACGCGUUGGCCCUUUUGGCGUUUGCUGAAUCUGCUGCAACGCACCUGGUGCUGGACUUGGAACAUGAUGUUUUUGCUCGGAAUUCUUGUGCCCUGGUGCAGUCCGCUUGGAUUGCGUGCGCUCUUCUGCAUUAAGCCCUUCAUGCCUGACCUGGAACUGUCUCAAAUCAAUGGCACCCUGUUUCCGCGCAAAACCAGCAUCACACAGACCCUGGCUUCGCGGCUUAUCGAACUCUGGCGACACAUAUCAAAAUCGCGCACUCAUUUCGAAACUGAACCUGACACAGGUUUCAUUGGCAAGGGCUUGACACGCAAUUUGAACCGCACUUGGAAUUACUUCGUGAAAGGAUUUCUGGGCACCAUUGUAAUUCUAUUCGCAUUCCCGAUAAUUUGCCUGGCGACCUGUUUGCUCAGCAUUGGUUUGGCAUUGACUGCACCUCUGUGGAUUCCAGUGUUUGUGCUACUGUUGCACAUUUACAUGAUAUUAAUUUAUGACCUCGAUGCACCGGACAACACUCAAAAUCGUUACUGCAUUCUGCUGGAGGUGCUCAUAUGGAACUUUUUGAUCCAGGGUCUCCUGCAGCCGCUGGUGGCGAUUUUGGUGGCUACGUUGCUUUGCCCGCUCGCGGCCGGUGUCGUUUUAAUAGUUGGUGUUGUGCGUUAUACACUGCGGCUGCUCUGGGAUUCUGUGACGUUCCAUUUGUUCAUCAAGAAGUGCGGACGCGUGCCCGCAUCGGAUAGCAUUGCUGUAAAGCGGAUCGCUGGACCCGGCUUGGCCUUGGACUAUUACUUUAUCAUACGGCCGGAACAGGCGUUGGCAGCACUAGAGGCUAAAAUGGAACUGGACGAACUGCAGGCCUAUCAGCAUGCUACCGAGCGUGUAAUAUUGCAGCCGCAGCAGGAUUUUCUGCAAUUCGUCGAAGCCUGUUUUGGCCCCUUUUCGGCGCAGUUGUCGAAAACUGGUCCAUAUUUAGCACUCGAUCGCGAGGCACAAGACCUAAUGAGCUCGCUACAUGAAAAGCUGGAGAAACGGCGCAGGGAGCUGCAAACCAGCCUAAGCACUCAGGUUAAGUCGCGGAUUAAGCUGAACACCAAAGAAUUGAAGAUUGUCAUACAACUGGCCGCCCAUUUACUCGAAAAAUACUAUCCGUCUCAUGUAGUUGGUAGGCUGUCGAUUAGUGAAGAAGAAUUUUGGGACAACAAAGGUCUCUCGGUUAACGACUGGCCAGGUCUCGCGGGUCUCAUAUAUACCGAAAUAUUUAGUUUAGAUUUUCUAACGCCAUUGACUGAAAACGAUACGCAUUUUAAAUUAGAACCACAUGCCUCGCUUGAUUUAAUGCGCUAUACGGAGAUGGUGAAGAAUGCCAACGAUGUGAUCGGUUCCAAAGGGCUGGAUUUGCUGGGCAAUGUGUAUGCACCUCGCGGCAAUGUCCAGGUGCAUUUACCAUUCCUCGAAGUGACCGCAUUUAAUCCGCGUUCACGCAUCACGUUGACUUUCCGCAAACCCGAGAAGCGUGACAUGUCCGUGGGUCUCACAACGCCACGAGUGCGCGCCCAUCGUGCUCAGCACGUGCCGAAAACAACGCCAGAAGCCCAACGGCCUUGGCGGCCAUGGAAACAGAAGAACGGGGAGCGAAGCGUCACGGAGAAACUGUUAAUACCGCUGCCAGUGCCUCAUCCCGUGCACAUUGCCAUUGCCAUUUAUAAUCGCGAUACAGAGCAGCCCAUACCGUUGGACUCGGAGCUCGUCUGGGAGAUACUCAAGUCUAUUGAAGACUGCCAGGGUGGCGAUGCGAUGGCUGUGCAUUCGGUAGCGCGCUAUCAUGGAGCCGUCCUGGAGUCUAGCAAUGAUUCGCUUGCCAGCAGCAGUAGCAUUGGCAGCACGCGCGAAUCUGGUUCUGGCUCUGUGUCUGGCUCAGCCUUAGGCAACGGCACAGAAACUUUGCCUUGUGGAAAUCGUGAGGUUUGCACUCAGGUAAAAGUUGAUGCUACGCCUGCACCCAAUGCAUCUGGCUUUCACUGGACCUUGAGCAAUUGGGGUGCAGCGCAGACGGCGCGCCGACGCACCAAUUCCAACGUGCGCGUUGAUUUGGCCAGUCCCGAGGAUAUAUCGCUGGAUACGGACAGCUCGCGUGCUGUGUUUAACAAUGCAUACGGCACUACAGUGUAAUAGCUUCAAAUUAAUUUGGGCACAUAGUAUAUAUAUAUAUAUAUAUAAUAUAUACAUG
Messenger RNA from Drosophila navojoa, 4149 nucleotides. RefSeq lists its product as uncharacterized. NCBI's taxonomy places the organism in Eukaryota, Metazoa, Arthropoda, Insecta, Diptera, Drosophilidae. The record is from RefSeq and is a predicted model, not a curated record.